CACUCACUUUUCCGUUUCUGUUGUGCUUUGGAGCGAGCGCGCGACGACGAUGGCUCUCGCUGCUCGUUUCUUCCUCUUCUCCUCCCCUCGCUCUCUCUCCUCCUCCGCUUCCGCUUCGCUCCCCCCUCUCCCCCGCUCCCCCACUCCCCACCUAGGGUUAGUGCUUCGCCGCUCCCGAUCCGACCGCCUCGAUCUCCCCGACGCCUCUCUCUUCUCCCACGGAUCAAUCUCCCAUGGCGGCGGAUCACUCCCUCGGAAGAUCCGCUGGAUUGGUCCUCAAUUUUCUGGCAAUUCGGCAGAAACAUUGGGAUCUUCCUCCUCGGAACCUGACGAGGAUACUGAUUCAGUUCCAAUGCCGAUAGUUUUGAUCGAUCAAGAUUCAGAUCCUGAUGCAACAAUCGUUCAGCUCAGUUUUGGGGACCGUCUAGGGGCACUACUUGAUACGCUGAAGAUACUUGACACGAUGAAAGCACUCACAGACCUGGGACUUCAUGUGACCAAGGGAUCUGUGACAGCUAAUGAAUUUGUUGUGCGGACAAAGUUUUUUAUCACGCAGAUGGGGCGAAAGAUUGUAGAUCCUGACAUAUUGGAAAGAAUUCGGCUUACCAUAAUCAGCAACCUGCUGAAGUAUCAUCCAGAAUCCAGUGAGAAGUUGGCAAUGGGUGAAAUAUUCGGAAUAAAGCCUCCAGUGAAGCUUGAUGUUGAACUUGCAACACACAUACAUCUGGAACAUGAUGGACCCAAAAGAAGCUUGCUUUACAUUGAGACAGCUGAUCGACCUGGACUACUGCUCGAGAUCAUCAAAGUUAUAACAGAUGUAAAUUUAGAUGUGGAAUCAGCUGAAAUAGACACCGAAGGUCUCAUAGCUAAGGAGAAGUUCCACGUGAGCUACAGAGGCGCGGCAUUGACCGACCCCUUAUCUCAGCUGCUGGUUAACUGUCUCCGCUAUUACCUCCGAAGGCCUGAAACGGAUGAAGGCAGCUACUGACACAGUACCUCAGCAAUUCAGUAACACAAAUGGAAGGAUCCAAGAAUUUUAAGCAGGUCAACUUCCAUUCUUCCCUUAAAGAAACUGAUUUCUGUAACUCCUUACCACGUAUCUCACCUUCUUACUUUUUACAACAUGUGUUCGAUUCGGAUUCUGAUCUUACCUAGUAACUCUCAAUUGUUGGACAUUGUUUACACCGAUUUAGGAGCUAGCUGAAAGGCUUUUGCCAUUGGCUGCUUCUGGAUGUAACAAUUGUUACAUUUCAAUUCAAUUGUUGGUAAAUGAUGGGCCAUAGUUUUAA
This is a messenger RNA of Ananas comosus (pineapple), 1289 nucleotides long. Its product is annotated as ACT domain-containing protein ACR12-like. NCBI's taxonomy places the organism in Eukaryota, Viridiplantae, Streptophyta, Magnoliopsida, Poales, Bromeliaceae. The coding region runs from base 50 to 988 and encodes 312 amino acids. The transcript is spliced from 11 exons. Gene Ontology annotation, cellular component: chloroplast thylakoid membrane; chloroplast stroma. The record is from RefSeq and is a predicted model, not a curated record.